GCUUGAGUAACUGCUUUUUGGCAAGUCGUACGGAAACACCUGCCCGAAAGAAAAAUGGCGCGUUUCAUUCCACUGUUAGCCCUUCUGUCUGCGGCAUUUUGUCUCGGCGUGGCUGGCGUGCUAUCAACGGCUGAUGAACGGAUGCAGAAUGAGGUAGAACCGUCGGACACCGGUGACGUUGCCAACCUGCAGAUGGCGUCUGAGUGGGAUCUGGCGCUCCACAGGGCCAGGCAGACGGACGAUUGUCGCCUGGCAGGUUACAUAAAGAGAAUCGCGAUGCCGUGGUGUCACACGGCCACCGUCCUCAUCAACGCCUGCCGCGGACACUGCGAGUCGCAGACCUCCCUGUCCUCUUACGCCACCGUGCAGGCCUCGGGGGGACUGCAGGUCUCCACCACCAGGGCAAGCUGCUGUACCAUAGCAACUACUCACCAGGUGUCUUUCAACUUGGUGUGUUGGAACGGUGUCCGGACCUACACUAUCGAGUCUGCUGCCAGCUGCACUUGCGGAGUUUGUGACUACAACCAGUAAUGUUUGGGUCAGGGGUCAAAUGCACCAGAUAGACACUUAGGCCACAAGAAAUAGUCAUGCCUUCAGGUACCAGAGUUAUCAACCCAUUGCAAGGAUAGAGGUACAUCUACUACAGGCAUACAUAUGGGCAAUUAUCGGUCUAGCUGCUUGAACAAUGUCAGGAGUCCAUACUUUUCUAAAAAUUUUUAUUAUUUUUUAAAAUGAAAAACAAUUUAAUCUUUGAAAAAAAUAGUGCUUCAAAGAAAAUACAGC
This is a messenger RNA of Branchiostoma belcheri (Belcher's lancelet), 783 nucleotides long. Its product is annotated as glycoprotein hormone alpha-2-like. The record is from RefSeq and is a predicted model, not a curated record. Lineage: Eukaryota; Metazoa; Chordata; Leptocardii; Amphioxiformes; Branchiostomatidae. The coding region runs from base 55 to 531 and encodes 158 amino acids. Gene Ontology annotation, biological process: cell surface receptor signaling pathway. Gene Ontology annotation, molecular function: hormone receptor binding. The transcript is spliced from 4 exons.